This is a messenger RNA of Macrobrachium nipponense, 1857 nucleotides long. Its product is annotated as carbohydrate sulfotransferase 11-like. Lineage: Eukaryota; Metazoa; Arthropoda; Malacostraca; Decapoda; Palaemonidae. The coding region runs from base 408 to 1592 and encodes 394 amino acids. Gene Ontology annotation, molecular function: sulfotransferase activity. Gene Ontology annotation, biological process: carbohydrate biosynthetic process. Gene Ontology annotation, cellular component: membrane. The record is from RefSeq and is a predicted model, not a curated record. The transcript has 7 exons.
GCUGUGUAAAGUGGCGUGUCCGGUCCAACUGUAGUGUUAUAGUUCCUGUAUAGUGUUCUCUUUUACUGCUACGGGAAAUGUAGAUGAAAUCUUUCUUUGUUAACGAAAAAAAAAUUGCCUUGUUGUCAGUGCAGUCAGAUAUGCGAGGAUGUCUGUUCUGUAGUUAUGUCCACUAAAGUGUAUAGUGUUAUAGUUCGUUACUUUAAGUGAAAAGGGAAUAAAAAUGUAAGAAUCUUUCUCAAAAACUACAACAAAUACUUUAGUUGUGAAUUCAGUCAGUCUGAAAUGCAGAAAAGGCUGCAUUGUGGGAAAUAUUGUUGAUUCUCCUGAAUUUCUUGAAAAAAAUGGACAAUAGGUAACUGACAUGUAGUACCUAGCAGGCUCCCUGCCAACCUAAUAAUUAUACGAUGACGACAUCACCACCACCAUCCCCAACAACAACAGCAACAACCUGUAAUUGUUGUUGGAGAUGGAGGAGAAACGCCAUCAUCUUCGUAACCUCUUUCCUCGCUUUGCAAUGGAGCCUCCGCCUCUGGCUCUCUCCUUCCCUCUUUGCCGAAUCUUCCAGAGCGCCAAAACCCUUUUCUGCUUGGACCACUUCGAGGAACCUUCUGGAUGACGCUCCUCCUCCUCAUGAGGGGAACGUGUCCUUAGGAGAUUUGGUCGUGAGCGGUUCGCAUCUCGACUCCGACGGGCAGAGGGAGUUUCUCAAGGCCUGGAAAGCGACGAUGGACGAACGGAUACGACGGGUGCGACAAGGCUGCGACAAAUAUGGCCUGAUUCUCAAGAGGUUCAACAAUCACAUGAGGCUGCUGUUCGAUACCAAGCAUCAUAUAGCUUACUGCAAGAAUGCCAAGGCAGGUACGACCACGUGGCUGAGCGAUUUGCUCGCCGCUGGAGGAGUUAACACAACGGGACUGACACCGGAAGAUAUUCACGUAGAGGCGAAAAGGGCGUUUCCUCCUCUCCCUCCGAAGGUGGCAGCCGAGGAGAUGGACAGCCUCUCUCUUCUGUUCACUGUUGUCAGACAUCCGUUCACUAGAUUAGUAUCCGCCUACAGGGACAAAAUACCCGAAAACUACAGAGCGGACCUCCAGGUAAAGAUGAUUAACCAUUACAGAACAGAAACCAAGGAAGGACAAACUAAGCAAGAAAACUCACAGCCAACAGAAGUAGACCCAUCUCUGCCCACAUUUCGGGAGUUUGCCCUCUUCGUGAGCGACGAAAUCGUCUCCUGCAAACCAUACGUCAAUUCGGCUUGUCUGGAGCGAAUAGACGCCCACUGGAGGCCCAUCUACGACAGGUGCGCUCCCUGUGACCUUCGGUAUGACGUCAUUGCCAAGGUGGAAACAUUCCACGAAGACCAGAGAUACAUCAGGGCGAUAACUGGUCUCUCAGGCCAGUCGGCUAAAGAAGGACCGAACGGUGGUCUUCCUCCUCACGCCCACGCCCACGCGAGCUCAGGACCUUCGUCUGCAGAGCUCACCAAAAAGUAUUUUUCGAGUCUGAAUGAAGAGGAGAAACUGAGAGUUUAUAAGGCCUACUUCUUUGACUUCUAUCUCUUUGGUUACUCUCCAGAUGUCAUCGUUUGACAUCGUAUAAUUUAAAAAAAAGUAUUUGUUAUAAAAUACUCGCUGUACGAUGAAGGUAGGCCUCUUUUAUCUGUGACAGAUGAGAUGCAUACUGAUGUAGUAUUUGUUUUAAAAUACCAUUUAUGCAAGGUAACCAACUAAGGUGUUGUAAAGUAUCAAAUAAUUUAAAUUAAGUGAGUGCCGUAUUCAUUUAAUUUCCUACUAGUGUAUCAUCUCUUAUCCCUAUUCAGUGUAGACCCAUAAGAUUCUGUAGUAUACGAAUGAU